AUGGAGUGCUGCCUGGGCCAUCGAUUCUUCCUAGCCGGACCCCAGCGCGCCAUGGUGGGCCUGAUGCAGGGCUGUGAUGUGCGUCGCGCCGUCUCCUCCCUCCUCUCCCGUGAUCUGCCCAUCUACAUGCCCUGUCGCUGCUCCAAGGCCACAGCAUCCGAAAAUGCGGCGAUCGCCGGCGGAGAGAAGGAGGCGACAACAGCAGAAGACGUUGGACGUGGAUCAACCCAAAAGCUCCAGGACCCUGCUGCAGGAGGGAAGUCUACCGACGGAGCGCGGCGAAAACCCUGA
Molecule: messenger RNA, 291 nt
Organism: Dibothriocephalus latus
Lineage: Eukaryota; Metazoa; Platyhelminthes; Cestoda; Diphyllobothriidea; Diphyllobothriidae
Source: the annotation of a GenBank genome assembly